AUGGUUCAAAACGAAUUUACUGGAAAGGUUCCUAAUUUAGCAGGGCUCCAAAAGCUCAAUUGGCUAAUCCUUACAGACAAUCAACUUGGAUCUGAGGAAGCUGAAGACUUGAACUUUAUCUCUUCUUUGAUCAAUGCCACCAAUUUACAAUUUUUGGGCGUGAACAUUAACUAUUUUGGCUGCAAGUUGCCAGAGUCCAUCGGUAAUCUCUCGAGUAAUCUUCAAGUUUUGUAUCUAGACAACAAUCAGAUAUUUGGAAGCAUUCCAACCGGAAUUGUAAAUCUUGUUGGCUUGCAGAGUUUGGAUAUGCAGUUUAACCAACUCACCAGUAGCAUUCCAAGUGGGAUUGGAAAGCUGCAAAAUUUACAUGAAUUGAAGCUUGGUUACAAUUCAUUGUCUGGUAACAUUCCAUCCUCCCUAAGAAAUCUAAGUUUGUUAAGUAAACUUUUUUUAGGAGUCAAUAAUUUUCAUGGAAGCAUUCCUCCGAGCCUAGGGAAUUGUAGUAAUUUGCAAAUGUUGCUUCUUUCUCAAAACAACCUUACUGGUGCCAUACCAAAACAAGUUGUUUCUAUCUCAUCCUUAUCUAUAUCGCUAGACCUGUCCCAAAACCAAUUGAGCGGUUUUCUUCCCACGGAAGUUGCAAAUUUGAUAAACCUCGGUUACUUGGAUGUCUCGUACAACUUGUUAUCCGGUGAAAUUCCGAGCACUCUAGGCAGCUGCACAAGCCUGGAAACACUGCAUUUGGGGAACAACUUUUUCAACGGAACCAUUCCUUCUUCUUUGAGUUUCUUGAGAGGCCUUGUAGAGUUGGGUCUCGCAAGCAAUAACUUGUCUGGUGAAAUUCCUAUGUACUUGGAGAGCUUCACCUUGUUGCAAAAUUUGAAUCUGUCUUUCAAUAAUUUUGAAGGUGUAGUACCAACACAAGGUGUAUUCAGUAAUGCAAGUGCAAUAUCAGUGGUGGGAAACAGUAAGCUCUGUGGGGGUGUAGCUGAAUUGAAGCUACCUAAAUGCAACUUGAAAGUGGAUGAAAAGAGGAGAUCAAAUAGUGUCUUAGCUUUAGCACUCUCUAUACCCUUUGGGUGUCUUACCAAACUCUUGUUAAAGCCACUCUCAUCAUUCAAUUUAAUUGGUGUUGGUAGUUUUGGGUCUGUGUACAGAGGAGUUAUUGAUGGAAGAAUUUUCGCUGUGAAGGUAAUUAACCUUUUGCGACAUGGAGCUUCGAAGAGUUUUGUAUCUGAAUGUGAGGCAUUAAGAAACAUUAGACAUCGGAAUCUUGUCAAGGUGCUAACGGCAUGUUCGACGAUAGAUUAUCAGGGUCAUGACUUCAAGGCCCUGGUUUAUGAGUUCAUUGUCAAUGGGAGCCUUGAAGAGUGGUUACAUCCAAAUUGCAAUGAAGAUUUGCCAAAUGAAGAGUUUAAGAAGCUAAACCUUCUUCAGAGACUAAAUAUUAUCAUUGAUGUUGCUUGUGCCCUGAAUUAUCUUCACAACCAGGGCCAAACCCCAAUAGUCCACUGCGAUCUUAAGCCAAGUAACAUUCUUCUGGACAAAGAUAUGUUAGGGCAUGUUGGUGAUUUUGGGUUAGCAAAAUUCCUUGCAGACCAUGCCACCCAUGACUUGUCUGCAAAUGAAACAAGCUCUGUUGGCGUAAGGGGAACAAUAGGUUAUACUGCUCCAGAAUAUGGUAUGGGAAGUGAGGUCUCGGCAUACGGUGAUAUCUACAGUUUUGGCAUCCUCCUGUUAGAAAUGUUUACUGGGAAGAGACCCACCGAUGAAAUGUUUAAAGAUGGUUUAAGCCUCCACAGCUUUGUGAAAGAGGCUUUGCCUGGCAGUGUAUUGGAGAUUUUAGACCCAAUACUUUUUCAGACCGAAGGAGAAGAAGAAGAGAGCUUCAUAAUGAGUGAAAAGACUAUGGAGUGGUUGAGUAUGAUACUUGAAAUUGGAGUCAAAUGUUCUUCAGAACUGCCUGGAGAAAGAACAAACAUUAAUGAUGUUGCAGCUAAAUUGCAUUUCAUCAAAGACACUCUUCUAGGUUCUGCCUAGAGAUGAAUUUAUGAGGGAAUCAAUUGGAAUGUCAUGCUUUUGUCUUAAUAAUCUCCUUUCUGGAAGAGAUUACAUGUUUAAUAACAGCCUUACUUCCACAUUGGUUGAGCCAACUCUAUGUUUGGUACAUUUAGUGAAAAGGAAUGUUACUUAUUCAAAGCAAGUGUUAGAAUUUGAAAUGUGUUGAUCGGAUUUAUUUUGGGUGUGAUUCUCAUUACAUCAAAUUUAAAUGUACAUCACAAA
Molecule: messenger RNA, 2283 nt
Organism: Camellia sinensis
Lineage: Eukaryota; Viridiplantae; Streptophyta; Magnoliopsida; Ericales; Theaceae
Source: RefSeq, a predicted model, not a curated record